Fragaria vesca subsp. vesca is the source of this 2137-nucleotide messenger RNA. RefSeq lists its product as uncharacterized. Bases 1 to 2001 code for a protein of 666 amino acids. The transcript is spliced from 9 exons. The record is from RefSeq and is a predicted model, not a curated record. NCBI's taxonomy places the organism in Eukaryota, Viridiplantae, Streptophyta, Magnoliopsida, Rosales, Rosaceae.
AUGACGGUUUUGGCCGGCGGAAUGAGCUCGGAAAGCUGCGGCCGGAGCGUGCUUUCUGCGGCGGAAACGAACGCACAGGGACUCUCCAAACGGUCAAAAAUCAGAUAUACAAGGUCUUUUCUAGUCUCGCUGGCAAAUUUGAGUACAGAAAAAGGAUUAUCGAGAGCAAUUGAACCGUCAGUCCUAAGUGAACUUGAUUGUCUAUUGGAGCCGCCAUGGGAAGAUUCGAAUGAUUCAAAUUCUGAGAGUUGUCAUGAGGACCUACAUAAAGGUCUGCUUAGCUGUGAGAAUGUUGGCCUUCUGGGACAUGGUUCUUCACUGGGAGUCAAUGGUGACAUUGCUGAUACUUCUCAGCCCAUGGUUGAAGAAAAUAUAGUUCCUCUACUCCACAAAUGCAAAGAACCAUAUCGACCUCCACACCUUUUUAAGGCAGAUUGGACUGAUUAUAAGGAUGAAGUAUGGGUUUCUCCUGAGUCUCUGGGUAAAAAUGAAGGGCGUAACCAAAACUGGAGAAGAGAAUUUCUAGAGGUGAUGAGGGAAGAACAGAAGGAAGCAUUCCAAGAGAAGCAAAAGAAAGCUUUAAGUGAGCAGAGAAGCAACAAUGUCAAAUCUAGAAUGCCACUGGAGUUGUCUUACAAUGAAGAAAUAAUCUGUUCCCUUGCAGCUGAGCAUUCUGAUAAUACUGCAAAUCACUCCAAGAGCCCUGCAACUUGUUUUGAAUUUGCUGAUCAGUUUCCUGUUAUAGAGCAAAAGCCUGCAUAUAGUAUCUCUUGCACUGAAGGAUCUGAAUUGAUAGCUCACGGCGUCCCAAGUGAUCAUUCCACCAAGGUUCCAGACAACCAUUCGAAAUCUACUACUACAGAUGAAACCUCCCAGUUAUAUGGAUGUAAAAUCCCAGCUGUCAUUCUAGGAGUUCUUGCAUGUGUGGGCCUUGAACACAUUUUUAAACCGGAGACUAAAGAAUUUAGUUGUUCUAUGCUCUGGGAUGGUUGUGAUGCAGAGGAUGGAAAGCAAGAUUCUGGUAAUCAUCAUGGUUCUCAUCACCUAAUGUUAUUGCCAGAGGAAGGGACUGAACAGAAGGAUAUGACAUCGUCUUCAGAGCUAAGGACUGACAGUAUAACUGACAACAGCGAGCUUAAAUUUGUGAGUAAGGGAAAUGCUGGAGAGUUUGGAAAGGAUUCGACUCAAGAACCAUCGUUUGGAACAAGUUCCACAAAGGGAUUGCAAUUGACCAGUGCAUGUACUUGCAACCGACUGAGUUCUGUUGGCAGGUCAACAAGGAAAAGUGUUUCACAAUCAUGCAAGUUCUUUUUUCCUAUUGCAAACAAGAAUCACUUGGCUUCUGCAACUCGGAAAUAUAAACCCAGUGUGAUCAACAGUGAAGCCAUCGUGUUCUCAAGUACUACUGAUCAAAGUAAGGGAAGGGAAAACCAGUCCGUCUCUAAUGAUUUAAAACUGAAUCCUGUCUGCUGCUCUGAUGAAAAAGACUCCUUGCCCAUUGAACUUUGUCUGCCGGAUGAGGACAGCUUAAUUACAGUGGAUGAUUUCAGGGUCGUGUCCUACAAGGAUAUGCUUGAAAGAAAUCAAGUCAAAUCUGAUAGGGUAAGCCCAAGUGCACCAGUUGAUAGUUCUACUCAUGUCAACACUGUACCACCAGUUUGUAAGGGGAAGACGUCUUACCGUCCUUCACCAGCUCUUACAAAUUCUCAAGUGAAAGCCGUUAAUCCAAAGUUCAAGCCUCAGAAUCCAUCCAGCCAAGCUUUCUCUACAAAUGUGUUCCCCACCAAUUUCAAUCAGUCCCAAGCCAAACCGCAUCAGCAAAUGUUUACAACUACUUACAUGCCGGAGCUGUACCAGGUCCAAGCUUUUCCCUGGAACUACCAGAUGUCAGGUUACGGAUGUGUGCCACUGUCAGUGCCAACUCCAGGGGUAUAUGGCAGGACUAAUCUUCUUGGAACUCAGAACAAUGCAGGGACAGGCUAUUACCUUGGUUGGCAAUAGUUGGGAAAUGGUAUUAACAACAGGGAUAGAUUGAUUCUACCAAUUAUUAGAGGAUGCUAUGUUAGAUAUUAUCAACUCUCAGAAGAAAUGUUAUGUUCUAAGGCUUAAGUAGUAGGACAAGAACUUUAUAUGGAAA